Messenger RNA from Pezoporus occidentalis (night parrot), 2444 nucleotides. It is a transcript of the gene SMAP1, whose product is annotated as small ArfGAP 1. Gene Ontology annotation, cellular component: cytoplasm. Gene Ontology annotation, molecular function: GTPase activator activity; metal ion binding. Gene Ontology annotation, biological process: regulation of clathrin-dependent endocytosis. Bases 191 to 1606 code for a protein of 471 amino acids. NCBI's taxonomy places the organism in Eukaryota, Metazoa, Chordata, Aves, Psittaciformes, Psittacidae. The record is from RefSeq and is a predicted model, not a curated record. The transcript is spliced from 11 exons.
UGUGUGUGAGGGCUCGAGAGAAAGGGGAAACGGCCGGGGAGGGAGGCGGAUGCGUCUGCAGCCGUAAGUAGUUCCGGUUGAGGAAGUCGUCGGUCGCGGCAGCCGGGUUCCCGUGGCUGCGGCAGGGCCGGAGCGCCGCGUCCCGAGCGGUUACGAGCCCGGCCCCGGUACAGCCGCGCCGACCGCCGCCAUGGCCACCCGCUCCUGCCGGGAGAAGGCGCAGAAGCAGAACGAGCAGCACCAGGCCAUCCUGGCCAAGCUGCUACGGGAGGAGGACAACAAGUACUGCGCGGACUGCGAGGCCAAGGGUCCAAGAUGGGCCUCUUGGAACACCGGUGUUUUUAUUUGCAUCAGAUGUGCUGGAAUACAUCGAAAUCUUGGGGUCCAUAUAUCAAGGGUCAAGUCUGUCAACUUGGACCAAUGGACACCAGAGCAAAUACAGUGCAUGCAAGAAAUGGGAAAUACUAAAGCAAGACUACUCUAUGAAGCUAAUCUACCAGAGAACUUCCGAAGACCUCAAACAGAUCAAGCUGUGGAAUUUUUCAUCAGGGAUAAGUACGAAAAGAAGAAAUAUUAUGAUAAAAAUGCAGUUAAUGCCUUCAAUAUAUCCUCUUCUGAUGCUGCUCAGCCUUUGGCAUCCUCUCCUCUGCAAGCUGCUGCUGAGAAGAGCAAAGCAGAGAAGGAAAAAGAAAAAAAGAAAGAAGAGAAAAAGAGAGAGAGAGAAUCUGAAAAACCAUCAAAGCAAUUAGCAGUUGAAAAGCCACAGAAGAAAGAGGAACAGCAAUCAGAAGCUAAAGCAAGUCCAAAAAAGACAUCAGAACCCACUAUUGACCUUUUAGGACUUGAUGGUCCAGCUGAAGCAUCUGUUACAAAUGGAGGCACUGCUGCUGUCACAACGCUGAAUGAUGACCUGGAUAUCUUUGGUCCAAUGAUCUCUAAUCCUUUACCAGCAGCUGCUGCACCUCCUGCUCAGAGCACUUCCACUAAACCAGCAGCUGCCACCUUGUCUGUGGCACCCGGGGACCUUGAUCUGUUCACUGAGCAAACAACAAAAUCCGAAGAGUCAGCCAAGAAACAGCUCUCCAAAGACUCCAUCUUGUCACUGUAUGGCACAGGAACCAUGCAGCAGCAAAAUGCUCCUGGUAUGUUCAUGGGGUCAUCUUCUAUGCCAUUUACCACACAACCACCAACUCAUUUUCAAGGCUUUCCAGCCAUGGGAGUCCCUGUGCCUGCAGCAACUGGGAUGAUGGGAAACAUGAUGGGACAAUCGGUGCCAGUCAUGGGACAGAGCACAGGCGUGAUGGUAGGAAUGGGAAUGCCCAAUGGAUUUACUGGUACUACGCAAACUGGUGUGAUGGGACUUCCUCAAAAUGUUGUUGGACCUCAAGGUGGAAUGGUGGGACAGAUGGCCACGCCACAAAAUAAGUAUGGAUUGCAGCAAAGCCAGCAAGCUCAAUGGAACCUCUCUCAGAUGAAUCAGCAAAUGGCUGGAAUGAACCUCAGCAGUUCCAGCAAUGUGAUGGGCUUUGGCCAGCCCCCCAGCACAGCAGCAGGAUGGACUGGAAGCUCCUCUGGUCAGACUCUCAGCACACAACUGUGGAAAUGAAAGUUGCAACAGAAGUCUCACCCAGAACAGCCACCUAACAUUCCUUGUUCAAAUGCAUUUACUUUCACUGUUCCUUCCAUAUACAUACUCUUUUUCUUUUCCCCCCAGCUGUUCAGAUUAAGAAUAUAACUGACUGACCGUGUUGUGGUCUAUAUUGAUUUAAAUUUGAUGUAGUGAAAAGCAGAUCAAGAAUACAUUUAUACAUCAUUGGCAGCAUUUUCAUACAAUGCAUAUGAUUUCAUAGACCAUGUGUUUAAGAAGCUGCUUAACCACAUACUUUUUUUUUUCCCCUCCAAGUUCUAGAUCAAAUGUUUGCAUAUAAGGGACGUAGCUAUCAUGUUAGUAAUAUCCAAAAAUACAAACCCUGACCCCACCCCCCAAAAAAUUACCCAGUAAUCCUGUAGAAGGUACUGUAUGAACAAAUGUUUAAUCAUAUAUAAAUAGAAUGUAAAUGUAUCACUGAGCAAUGUUUUCUAGUGUAUCAAACAAAUUUUGUUUCAUCUUACAUUUCACUGUGAUGUUCCUAUGGUGUGCAUAACAGGGAAUAUGCUUAUGGAAAGGAAGGUAAACCUGGAUGUUACUGUAGUUCUACAAAUCAAUAGUUUAUUCUUUUAAAAAUGAGCUGUGACAAAGUUUCCAAUCUGGCUCACAAGGCAUGUACACAGUAUUAAUGCAGAGAACUGACAGCACAGUAUGUGCACAAGGUACCUCGGCGUGAGCACACACAUUUUUCCUUGCAGAGAUAUCCAGGUUUAUGACAGUGAUUUGUGUUUACAUUUUAUGGUGCCUCGUAAUGAUAAAAUGUUAUUUCCCAAUAUUAAAAGGAUAAAUCCAUAAA